AUGGCACCAUCAACCCGUUUGUCCCCCCUGACGGCCAUCGAAUCCGACCAGUCUCGCGCCAACACACCGGGCACCUCCUAUUUGCCCAGCGGUGUCCACGACACUCCCUUACCGAUGGGCAAGUACUAUCCAUCCAACUAUGAGAGAAGUAGUCCGGACGCGAGGAUAGGACCAUCUGCCCCUCCAAGCCGUAUGUCGUCGACGAGAUCUGAGGGCCAUUUGCCUGCUCGUGAAGGUUUCAGACCUUCAAGGCAAGACUCUGAAGUUCGACGGAAGCUUCAACAGUACCAACGGGACAUGAUUGCUCAGGCAAGCCUCGCCGCGAGUGAAGUACUCGGAAGCUCCGCAAGUCAAGGCAACGCAGUGCCCGGCUCCACUAUUACUUUGAAUGGGGUGCCCCUGGCAAGCAUGCAUCACAUCGGGACAGCCGGCGCCCAUAAACCUGUAUCACCAAGACUAUUGCCACUAGGAAGCCCCGGCCCCGUUACACCCAUGAAUCUAGAGGGCGACGACGUUGGAUAUCUAGACCGGGGCCGCAAUGAUGAAAUUGCUCGAUUGCUGCGGGCUGAGGAAGAGCGCAUACGCCGGGAAGGAGCUACUUCUCCGGCGGUGGAGACCGGCCCUCAGGCAUUCUAG
Messenger RNA from Colletotrichum truncatum, 636 nucleotides. RefSeq lists its product as uncharacterized. Lineage: Eukaryota; Fungi; Ascomycota; Sordariomycetes; Glomerellales; Glomerellaceae. The record is from RefSeq and is a predicted model, not a curated record.